AUGGUGAAAUCUACAUUAAUCUACAGAUACGAUGCACUUCCAUUAUGCGGAUCAGUCGACGAUAAUAACGAUCCAUCAUUGAUGGACCAGAAGAAGAAAUGUAAGAUUCUUAUCAGUAGAAUCACGCCCAAUUCCGAACCACAGGCCACAAUUGAGUCGGGACAGUAUAACAUUCACUACUUGAUAGAUAAUUCGAUAAUAUACUUGAGCAUUUGCGAUAAAUCAUAUCCUAGAAAAUUGGCGUUUUCGUAUCUAUCGGAGAUCUCACACGAGUUCUGGAAUUCCCACGGUCAAGAGGCGUUGAGCAAUAGUGCCAGACCGUUUGGGUUCAGUUCGUUCGAUAACUUUUUGGGCAAGACGAAGAAGAUUUACCAGGAUCAAAGAGCGCAAUCCAACUUGGACAAGUUGAAUAACGACCUAGCAGAUGUCAAGAAGGUCAUGACCAAGAAUAUUGAAGAUUUGUUAUACAGAGGUGACUCAUUGGACAAAAUGAGUGAUUUGUCGUCGAGUUUGAGAAAUGAUUCUAUCAAGUAUAGGAAGCAUGCUCAGAAGAUUAAUUUCGAUGCUUUACUCAGACAAUACGCACCAAUCGUUGGAUGUGGUUUGUUCUUUGUCUUCUUGGUUUGGUAUAUGUUCCUUAGAUAG
Messenger RNA from Debaryomyces hansenii CBS767, 645 nucleotides. It is a transcript of the gene SEC22, whose product is annotated as SNAP receptor. The record is from RefSeq and is a predicted model, not a curated record. Gene Ontology annotation, cellular component: SNARE complex; Golgi membrane; endoplasmic reticulum membrane. NCBI's taxonomy places the organism in Eukaryota, Fungi, Ascomycota, Pichiomycetes, Serinales, Debaryomycetaceae. Bases 1 to 645 code for a protein of 214 amino acids. The transcript has 2 exons. Gene Ontology annotation, biological process: vesicle fusion with Golgi apparatus; endoplasmic reticulum to Golgi vesicle-mediated transport; retrograde vesicle-mediated transport, Golgi to endoplasmic reticulum. Gene Ontology annotation, molecular function: SNAP receptor activity.